This is a messenger RNA of Saccoglossus kowalevskii, 450 nucleotides long. RefSeq lists its product as uncharacterized. NCBI's taxonomy places the organism in Eukaryota, Metazoa, Hemichordata, Enteropneusta, Harrimaniidae. Gene Ontology annotation, molecular function: protein dimerization activity; DNA binding. The record is from RefSeq and is a predicted model, not a curated record.
AUGGCUGAGAUGGACACGGAAGUAACAGAAAGUGAACAUAAUAAUCUUGGUAGGAAGAAAACUCAUUUUAGAGGACAUUUCAAAGAUCUUUCCUACAUUGAAGAUAAAAAAUUACGCCAAACCAGUGUAUGCAAACGAAGGAAAACUUUAUUGAGUGCUGCACAUGAUCUUCAUAGGUUGACUGGUGCAAGUGUGUUUGUUAAAGUAAAGUAUGGUGGAAUGUCACGAUACUAUGGAUCUAAUGAUCUGGUAUCUGAUUUUGAAGGACAUGGAUUAAAAAUAACUAAAGGCGACAGCAGAUGUGUUGAUGGCACAGUUCCAGUAGUUAAACCUUCCCCUCAGAAAGAGUUUAGGCAAUUCAUGGAAUCAUUUUUACCAUGCAAUACACACAUAUUAGAAAACGAGGAAGAGUUACCACUGACCAGUCAUUACUUGCACAUCCACCAGUGA